AUGGCUUCAACAUCGCCUUCAAGUGCGAUAUCUCCAUACCUCAUCUUUCUCAUCAGUAUUGUAACACUUGGUUCUCUUCAGUUUGGAUAUCAUUUGGCUGAGCUCAAUGCACCCAAGGCCGUCAUAACGUGCGAGAAGGAUCAUAUUUCAUCAUCAAAGCUACCCCAAUGCAUUCCUAUGAGCCAGGGUGUGUUUGGUCUUGUGUCUUCAAGCUACACUCUGGGCGGACUUCUAGGGGCCCUCCUGGCUGGGCCUCUCUCUACUAAGUAUGGUCGACUACUAGUUCUUCGGUCUACGACAAUAUUUUUCAUCCUUGGCCCAUUUGCCGAGACCAUCGCUUUUCCCAUCUCCUUGUUUGUGGCAGGGAGGUUUUUGUCUGGUAUUGGGUCAGGUGCUGCCCUUGUGGUUGGACCGAUCUACGUUUCUGAGGUCUCCCCUGCGAGCAGCAGGGGGCUGUUUGGAGCCGUUACGCAAGUUAUGGCCAAUAUCGGUAUCUUAUUGACUCAGGGAUUAGGUUAUUUCCUCAGCAAAGGCAACACGUGGCGUAUUAUUCUCGCUGUGUCCGGGUUUAUUGGCAUAAUUCAGCUCUUCGGGCUUGCAUUCGUUGUUGAAAGCCCUGUUUGGCUCGCGGAUAAACACAACAUAGCCCAAGCAAAAAAGGUUCUACAGAGAAUAAGAGGCCCUGCGGCAGAUAUUAGUGAAGAAAUAAGGACUUGGGAGAUAUCCACUCCUUCCGACCCAAGAGGUUCCAUGGCCGUGGAAACGGAGGAAGAAGAAUCGCUUCUCGCAAACCCAUUGUCAAGAACUGUUUCCCGUGUUAAAGAACCAGUGACCAUGUUUGGAGCGCUUAUGGAUCCGGUCUAUAGGCCAGCAAUAAUAUCCGUUAUUGCAAUAAUGCUGACACAACAAUUCACCGGCAUCAACAGCAUAAUCAUGUACAGCGUCUCACUCCUAUCCAAUAUCCUACCCACAACAGCAGCCCUCCUAACGGUCUUGGUAUCCUGUCUAAACCUGAUAAUGACUGUUAUCUGCGCACCUUUAUCCGACAAACUCGGCCGGAAAAUGUGUAUUUUACUUAGCAUAGCAGGCAUGGGCAGCAUGUCUAUGCUCCUUGCUAUAGGAAUAGCAUCUAGCCUCCAAAUCCUCUCGGCUGUGGCGACGCUCUUGUUUGUAGCAAGUUUUGCAGUUGGCCUUGGCCCUGUUCCAUUUAUUCUGGCCUCAGAAUUGGUAGGACCAGAGGCAGUCGGAGCGACGCAGAGUUGGGCGCUGGCAUCAAGCUGGAUAGCAACAUUUAUCGUUGCUCAGUUUUUCCCAGGCCUUAAUGAGUAUAUGGGUGGCAAAGGACAGAUUUACUGGCUUUUCACCGCCAUGGCAGUCCUGCUUGGGUCUUUUAUCUGGUGGUGGGUUCCUGAGACUAAAGGGAAGAGUGGUAUGGAUGAAGUCUGGGGGCGGGUUAGGAGAGCUAGCGACUAA
Messenger RNA from Nannizzia gypsea CBS 118893, 1473 nucleotides. RefSeq names its product sugar transporter 8. NCBI's taxonomy places the organism in Eukaryota, Fungi, Ascomycota, Eurotiomycetes, Onygenales, Arthrodermataceae. The coding region runs from base 1 to 1473 and encodes 490 amino acids. Gene Ontology annotation, biological process: monosaccharide transmembrane transport. The record is from RefSeq and is a predicted model, not a curated record. The transcript is spliced from 2 exons. Gene Ontology annotation, molecular function: hexose transmembrane transporter activity. Gene Ontology annotation, cellular component: membrane.